UUUUCCAAUUUAUUUACUUGUUUUAUUAUUUUUGCUUUAAAAGCUGAUUACCAACACAGAUAUUAUCUAUGUUAUGCCGUUGUUUUAGAAGAAAACUAACCAAGUUCUUUUUCUUUCCCAGAUAUAUGUACAUCCUAAUGGACUGUUACUUGCUGCGCGGCGUCACUUCCGGGUGGAGAUUACGAACUACCGCGGGAAAAUCUUCAGCGAUGCAGUUGAAUCGAAAAUAUGCUUUGGAAUUCGGACAAAUGUUUCCGCCGGCAGCAGAGCAGGCGGUCGGUGCCGGUUAUGUAGCAGCACGUGAACAUCCGCGUCUGCUCCAGCUCAUCCGGCUGCGGCACUCCUCCGUCACACACUCCGGCCAACGGCCCACGAUGCAACCGCGCGCGGUGGUAAUCUUCGGCGGUGCGCGCCUCCGGAAGAGCCAGAUUACCGCAUUUCCGGCGGAAACCCAGUUUGCACCUGCGCCGGCCGUGAUGCCGGCAGCAUGCAUGAUCCGCCCGGCCCCCCGCUUCGUUUGUCGCGGGCUGCCAUUGGCCCUCUUAACGGAGGAGGAUUCCAGAGCACACUGA
Molecule: messenger RNA, 572 nt
Organism: Paramacrobiotus metropolitanus
Lineage: Eukaryota; Metazoa; Tardigrada; Eutardigrada; Parachela; Macrobiotidae
Exons: 3
Coding region: 69-572 (167 amino acids)
Source: RefSeq, a predicted model, not a curated record